Pundamilia nyererei is the source of this 950-nucleotide messenger RNA. It is a transcript of the gene kctd5b, whose product is annotated as potassium channel tetramerization domain containing 5b. Gene Ontology annotation, molecular function: cullin family protein binding. Gene Ontology annotation, cellular component: Cul3-RING ubiquitin ligase complex; cytoplasm. Gene Ontology annotation, biological process: proteasome-mediated ubiquitin-dependent protein catabolic process; protein homooligomerization. The coding region runs from base 49 to 825 and encodes 258 amino acids. The record is from RefSeq and is a predicted model, not a curated record. The transcript is spliced from 6 exons. Lineage: Eukaryota; Metazoa; Chordata; Actinopteri; Cichliformes; Cichlidae.
GUAGGUUAGUAGGAGUGGCUGAACUGAGGAGCUGGCAGUUUGCUUUGCAUGAAUCGCGGACUCGAAGUUUGUGGCUGCACCUCCGAUAUUUCCUGUGAGCCGCACAGACAGAGCCGUGCCGAGCCGAGGGCGGAGGAGGCGAGGAGAGGAAUGGCAGAGAACAGCUCCGAGACAAGCGGCUCCGUUCACCGGAGAUGUUUGGGCCAUUCUUCGGCGGAGCGAAACGUUUCAGCUGGGGUCGGGGCUUCAAAAUGGAUUCGACUAAAUGUCGGGGGAACCUAUUUUUUAACUACGAGACAGACGCUGUGUCGAGACCCAAAAUCAUUUCUGUACAGACUGAGCCAAGCUGACCCCGAGCUCGACUCUGACAAGGAUGAAACUGGUGCCUAUCUCAUAGACAGAGACCCCACGUACUUCGGGCCAGUGCUUAACUACUUAAGGCAUGGCAAACUGGUGCUCAACAGGGACUUGGCAGAGGAAGGAGUUUUAGAAGAAGCCGAAUUCUACAACAUCACAUCAUUAAUAAAGCUCAUCAAGGACAAGAUCAGGGAACGCGAUUGCAAAACAUCACAGGUUCCAGUAAAGCAUGUUUACCGGGUGCUGCAGUGCCAGGAGGAGGAGCUCACUCAAAUGGUGUCCACCAUGUCUGACGGCUGGAAGUUUGAACAGCUCGUCAGCAUCGGCUCCUCCUACAACUACGGAAACGAAGACCAAGCUGAGUUCCUGUGUGUAGUCUCCAAGGAGUUGCACAAUCAAUCAUACGGGACAAACAGUGAGCCCAGUGAGAAGGCUAAGAUUCUUCAGGAAAGGGGUUCCCGGAUGUGAAAAGGACUCAGUAUUAUGAGCUCCAGGUGUUAUGAUGCAAACAUAUCAUCUAUGUGGAAGAACGUGUGGCACAAUGGAGAUUUAAAGUGGGGUGUGCAUUUAUUUUGUUUUCCCUCCAAUUUCUU